Engraulis encrasicolus (European anchovy) is the source of this 7954-nucleotide messenger RNA. RefSeq lists its product as uncharacterized. Gene Ontology annotation, biological process: DNA integration. The record is from RefSeq and is a predicted model, not a curated record. Gene Ontology annotation, molecular function: nucleic acid binding. Bases 6 to 6893 code for a protein of 2295 amino acids. NCBI's taxonomy places the organism in Eukaryota, Metazoa, Chordata, Actinopteri, Clupeiformes, Engraulidae. The transcript is spliced from 2 exons.
GGGUCAUGAAGUUGGUUCCGGCCACUUGCUCUGUCCAAUACACUAGUGGUGUUGUACUGUUUGAACCUUUAGACUCCGGCCUGCCUUCAGGGUUGCUGGCGUCACCCGCCUUGGUACGAGUCAACAAUGGUACUGCUUGCAUUCCAGUUGUUAAUGUCGGCACCACGGAUGUCCUAUUGUAUCCUCGUAUAGCCUUAGGCACACUACAAUGUGUCCACGUGGUUAGUCUGCCGGCAGGGGUGUCAGAGGUCCCAACAGUUGCAGCUACCGUCGCCUCUCAGGCAGUUGACUCGGUGCAACCCACCAUUCAAGAGCAAAUAGCUCAAUUGGAUUUAUCCAGUUCUUUAAGUAGCGCUGAACAGGGACAGGUCCGCGCUUUACUUGAACAGUUUGACACUGUGUUCUCUGCCCAUGAUGCUGAUUUGGGCUGCACCAAUCUGCUUUCUCAUGACAUCCCGCUUCUGGACGAUGUGCCAGUUCGCCAGAGGUACCGCCGCAUACCCCCUUCGGACUACGACAUGGUAAAAGCACACAUCAACCAACUGCUUGACUCCCAGAUCAUCCGGGAGAGCUGUAGUCCAUACGCUUCGCCAAUUGUAUUGGUGAAGAAAAAGGACGGCAAACUGCGGUUGUGUGUUGACUACCGCCAACUCAAUUCCAAAACCCGGAAGGACGCAUUCCCACUUCCGCGCAUCGAAGAGUCGCUUGAUGCCUUAUCCGGGGCCCGCUUUUUCUCCACUUUGGACUUAGCGAGUGGAUAUAACCAGGUUCCGGUCACUGAACAGGACAAGCCUAAGACCGCCUUUUGCACCCCAUUUGGCUUAUUCGAAUGGAACCGAAUGCCAUUUGGGCUCUGCAACGCUCCAUCUACGUUCCAACGCCUCAUGCAGCGUCUCUUUGGCGACCAGCAGUGCCAGUCGCUGCUCCUGUAUCUUGAUGACAUCAUCGUGUAUUCGGCCACGGUCGCACAACACUUGGAACGGUUGACACUGGUGCUUGGUCGGCUUCAGCGGGAAGGUCUCAAAGCAAAGUUAAGCAAGUGUGCUUUCUUUCAAAGAGAGGUGAACUACCUCGGCCAUGUCGUGUCGGACAAGGGGGUAGCCACGGACCCUGGCAAGAUUGCUGCCGUAGCAGAGUGGCGGGUGCCUAGUACGGUUUCAGAGUUGCGGUCAUUCCUUGGGUUUGCUAGUUAUUACCGGCGCUUUGUGGAGGGGUUCGCCAAAUUGGCGGCCCCUCUGCACAGGCUGGUGGCCGAGCAAACUGCAAAUAAGGGCAGAUCUGCUAACAAAAUAUUGGCCAGUUCUUGGACAGAAGCUUGCCAGUCAAGUUUUGAUGACUUGAAAGAGAAACUCACCACAGCCCCGGUACUGGCGUAUGCUGACUUUUCCCUGCCCUUCGUCCUGGAAGUGGACGCCAGUCACGGAGGACUGGGGGCUGUCCUCUCUCAGGAGCAGGGAGGGAAAGUGAGGCCCGUCGCCUACGCCAGUCGCAGUUUACGGCCCACAGAGCGAAACAUGACUAACUAUAGUUCCAUGAAAUUGGAAUUUUUGGCGCUGAAGUGGGCCGUAGCUGAAAAGUUCCGGGAAUAUUUGUGGGGAAACAAAUGUGUGGUGUAUACAGACAAUAAUCCCCUUAGCCACCUGGCAACCGCCAAACUGGGCGCAACCGAACAGCGCUGGGCAUCGCAAUUGGCCUCCUUUGACAUCUCUUUGCGAUAUCGCUCCGGUCGAAGUAAUGGCAAUGCGGAUGGCCUCUCGCGACAAAACACAGCUGACACCCCACUGCAAAACCUUCUUCCCGGCACUGCUGUGACUGCGUCCCUGCAGCAGGCUGUCGCAUCAGUGCCCACGCUCCGGGCAGGUCAGUCCCUCAUCUCCGCCCUCCCUAGCCAUACUCCUGCUGACUUGGGUGGGUUGCAGCUGGCUGAUCCAAUCGUCGGAAAGGCCUUGCACUUCUGGCGACGGAAGAGACGGCCUGGACCUGAAGAACGCAAGCAGCUGUCCAAGCAGGUGUUGAUCCUGAUUGGACAGUGGGGUCGGCUGGUUGAACAGGAAGGCGUGUUGUAUAGGCGAAUCUUCCGCAAGGAAGGGGGGGAGGCGGUGCUGCAAUUGGUGGUACCCACCUGCUUGCACCAUGAAGUGCUGACCCAGAUGCACACGGAACAUGGACAUCAAGGCAUUGAGCGCACUACAGAGCUUCUUCGCUUGCGUUGUUACUGGCCUGGCAUAACUGCAGAUGUUGUGCGUUGGUGCCAGGACUGCGAAAGGUGCAAGUUAGCUAAGGAUGUUAAGCCGGGUGCGCCCAGUUUUAUGGGACACUUGCUGGCUGCCCGCCCCAAUGAGAUUCUGGCACUGGACUUUACGUUGCUUGAACCAUCUGCAUCAGGCCAUGAAAAUGUGUUGGUGCUAACAGAUGUGUUUAGCAAGUAUACUUUGGCGGUGCCCACUAGGGAUCAGCGUGCGGCUACUGUGGCUAAGGUACUUGUCGAAGAGUGGAUCUGUAAGUUUGGGGUGCCGGGUCGCAUUCAUUCAGACCAGGGACGGUGCUUUGAGUCUUUGCUUCUACAGCAGUUGUGCAGCUUUUAUGGGGUACAGAAGUCGCGCACAACACCUUAUCAUCCGGCCGGUAACGGCCAGUGCGAACGAUUCAACCGGACACUUCACAAUCUCCUGCGCACUCUGCCCGUGUCGAGGAAGAGGGAUUGGGUCGCUUGCUUACCCCAGCUCCUGUUCUGCUACAACAGUACCCCUCAUCAGACCACCGGGGAAUCUCCACACUUCCUCAUGUUCGGCCAGGAGCCGCGUCUCCCAAUUGAUUUCUUGUUGGGCCGGGUCCCAGAACCGAUAGCUGGAGAGGUGCACGACUGGAUCUUUGAGCACCAAACUCGGCUCAGGGUAGUAGGGGAAAAGGUUGGGGAGCGUUUACAGCUGGCGGCUGACCGUCGAAAGGCCAAUCAUGAUGCCAACGCCAUUGAUGCACCACUGGAGGAGGGUCAGCGUGUCUACUUGCGAGAUCAAACCGUAAGAGGCCGCCAUAAGAUCCAUGAUCUGUGGAGUCCUGUGGUGUAUCAGGUCAUUAAGGCGCCUCCAACAGGAGGUUCAGUUUACACCAUUGCCCCGGAGGGUGAGCCCCAACAAGUUAAACAUGUGCAUCGCACCAUGCUGAAAGCAUGCGGGGAGAGGGCCCCCUCAGGCCGUGUUGAGUCAGAGGCCUCUCCAGUUGUAGGUAACUCUCCGGAAGAUGACAACUCUGAUGCAGAGGAUCUGUUUGUCGCAGCCCCUGAAACCCCUGCCUUGUCUGGCAGGACCACUUUAGACUGCAACACAGCCGUUCUUGAAGAUCGUACCCUUGUCUUGCCCAGCACCGUUGGGGCAGAUGGCAGUGAUUCACCGCUUCCCAGUCCUACAGCCUCACCGCUUCCUAGCCCCACCAACUCAGUGGCAGACACUGGGGGUCAACGGCGCACGACUCGCGCUACAGCAGGACAACACUCUAACCCCCACCGGCUUCCGCGUACGGUCAACAGUUCUGCGAGGGAAGUAGACAACCAAGACCCCUAUCUGCCGGCAGGGGUGUCAGAGGUCCCAACAGUUGCAGCUACCGUCGCCUCUCAGGCAGUUGACUCGGUGCAACCCACCAUUCAAGAGCAAAUAGCUCAAUUGGAUUUAUCCAGUUCUUUAAGUAGCGCUGAACAGGGACAGGUCCGCGCUUUACUUGAACAGUUUGACACUGUGUUCUCUGCCCAUGAUGCUGAUUUGGGCUGCACCAAUCUGCUUUCUCAUGACAUCCCGCUUCUGGACGAUGUGCCAGUUCGCCAGAGGUACCGCCGCAUACCCCCUUCGGACUACGACAUGGUAAAAGCACACAUCAACCAACUGCUUGACUCCCAGAUCAUCCGGGAGAGCUGUAGUCCAUACGCUUCGCCAAUUGUAUUGGUGAAGAAAAAGGACGGCAAACUGCGGUUGUGUGUUGACUACCGCCAACUCAAUUCCAAAACCCGGAAGGACGCAUUCCCACUUCCGCGCAUCGAAGAGUCGCUUGAUGCCUUAUCCGGGGCCCGCUUUUUCUCCACUUUGGACUUAGCGAGUGGAUAUAACCAGGUUCCGGUCACUGAACAGGACAAGCCUAAGACCGCCUUUUGCACCCCAUUUGGCUUAUUCGAAUGGAACCGAAUGCCAUUUGGGCUCUGCAACGCUCCAUCUACGUUCCAACGCCUCAUGCAGCGUCUCUUUGGCGACCAGCAGUGCCAGUCGCUGCUCCUGUAUCUUGAUGACAUCAUCGUGUAUUCGGCCACGGUCGCACAACACUUGGAACGGUUGACACUGGUGCUUGGUCGGCUUCAGCGGGAAGGUCUCAAAGCAAAGUUAAGCAAGUGUGCUUUCUUUCAAAGAGAGGUGAACUACCUCGGCCAUGUCGUGUCGGACAAGGGGGUAGCCACGGACCCUGGCAAGAUUGCUGCCGUAGCAGAGUGGCGGGUGCCUAGUACGGUUUCAGAGUUGCGGUCAUUCCUUGGGUUUGCUAGUUAUUACCGGCGCUUUGUGGAGGGGUUCGCCAAAUUGGCGGCCCCUCUGCACAGGCUGGUGGCCGAGCAAACUGCAAAUAAGGGCAGAUCUGCUAACAAAAUAUUGGCCAGUUCUUGGACAGAAGCUUGCCAGUCAAGUUUUGAUGACUUGAAAGAGAAACUCACCACAGCCCCGGUACUGGCGUAUGCUGACUUUUCCCUGCCCUUCGUCCUGGAAGUGGACGCCAGUCACGGAGGACUGGGGGCUGUCCUCUCUCAGGAGCAGGGAGGGAAAGUGAGGCCCGUCGCCUACGCCAGUCGCAGUUUACGGCCCACAGAGCGAAACAUGACUAACUAUAGUUCCAUGAAAUUGGAAUUUUUGGCGCUGAAGUGGGCCGUAGCUGAAAAGUUCCGGGAAUAUUUGUGGGGAAACAAAUGUGUGGUGUAUACAGACAAUAAUCCCCUUAGCCACCUGGCAACCGCCAAACUGGGCGCAACCGAACAGCGCUGGGCAUCGCAAUUGGCCUCCUUUGACAUCUCUUUGCGAUAUCGCUCCGGUCGAAGUAAUGGCAAUGCGGAUGGCCUCUCGCGACAAAACACAGCUGACACCCCACUGCAAAACCUUCUUCCCGGCACUGCUGUGACUGCGUCCCUGCAGCAGGCUGUCGCAUCAGUGCCCACGCUCCGGGCAGGUCAGUCCCUCAUCUCCGCCCUCCCUAGCCAUACUCCUGCUGACUUGGGUGGGUUGCAGCUGGCUGAUCCAAUCGUCGGAAAGGCCUUGCACUUCUGGCGACGGAAGAGACGGCCUGGACCUGAAGAACGCAAGCAGCUGUCCAAGCAGGUGUUGAUCCUGAUUGGACAGUGGGGUCGGCUGGUUGAACAGGAAGGCGUGUUGUAUAGGCGAAUCUUCCGCAAGGAAGGGGGGGAGGCGGUGCUGCAAUUGGUGGUACCCACCUGCUUGCACCAUGAAGUGCUGACCCAGAUGCACACGGAACAUGGACAUCAAGGCAUUGAGCGCACUACAGAGCUUCUUCGCUUGCGUUGUUACUGGCCUGGCAUAACUGCAGAUGUUGUGCGUUGGUGCCAGGACUGCGAAAGGUGCAAGUUAGCUAAGGAUGUUAAGCCGGGUGCGCCCAGUUUUAUGGGACACUUGCUGGCUGCCCGCCCCAAUGAGAUUCUGGCACUGGACUUUACGUUGCUUGAACCAUCUGCAUCAGGCCAUGAAAAUGUGUUGGUGCUAACAGAUGUGUUUAGCAAGUAUACUUUGGCGGUGCCCACUAGGGAUCAGCGUGCGGCUACUGUGGCUAAGGUACUUGUCGAAGAGUGGAUCUGUAAGUUUGGGGUGCCGGGUCGCAUUCAUUCAGACCAGGGACGGUGCUUUGAGUCUUUGCUUCUACAGCAGUUGUGCAGCUUUUAUGGGGUACAGAAGUCGCGCACAACACCUUAUCAUCCGGCCGGUAACGGCCAGUGCGAACGAUUCAACCGGACACUUCACAAUCUCCUGCGCACUCUGCCCGUGUCGAGGAAGAGGGAUUGGGUCGCUUGCUUACCCCAGCUCCUGUUCUGCUACAACAGUACCCCUCAUCAGACCACCGGGGAAUCUCCACACUUCCUCAUGUUCGGCCAGGAGCCGCGUCUCCCAAUUGAUUUCUUGUUGGGCCGGGUCCCAGAACCGAUAGCUGGAGAGGUGCACGACUGGAUCUUUGAGCACCAAACUCGGCUCAGGGUAGUAGGGGAAAAGGUUGGGGAGCGUUUACAGCUGGCGGCUGACCGUCGAAAGGCCAAUCAUGAUGCCAACGCCAUUGAUGCACCACUGGAGGAGGGUCAGCGUGUCUACUUGCGAGAUCAAACCGUAAGAGGCCGCCAUAAGAUCCAUGAUCUGUGGAGUCCUGUGGUGUAUCAGGUCAUUAAGGCGCCUCCAACAGGAGGUUCAGUUUACACCAUUGCCCCGGAGGGUGAGCCCCAACAAGUUAAACAUGUGCAUCGCACCAUGCUGAAAGCAUGCGGGGAGAGGGCCCCCUCAGGCCGUGUUGAGUCAGAGGCCUCUCCAGUUGUAGGUAACUCUCCGGAAGAUGACAACUCUGAUGCAGAGGAUCUGUUUGUCGCAGCCCCUGAAACCCCUGCCUUGUCUGGCAGGACCACUUUAGACUGCAACACAGCCGUUCUUGAAGAUCGUACCCUUGUCUUGCCCAGCACCGUUGGGGCAGAUGGCAGUGAUUCACCGCUUCCCAGUCCUACAGCCUCACCGCUUCCUAGCCCCACCAACUCAGUGGCAGACACUGGGGGUCAACGGCGCACGACUCGCGCUACAGCAGGACAACACUCUAACCCCCACCGGCUUCCGCGUACGGUCAACAGUUCUGCGAGGGAAGUAGACAACCAAGACCCCUAGCUGGUGGUGUGGCAAGUUCUCUUUGGGGUCGUCGGGACGACGACUCAAAUGGGGGGGGCAGAUUGUAGCAGUAGAGCUUUCUAUUGCUGUCAGUCAUGUCUGUUUCAUCCCUGUGCACGUUUGACACUUUGGUGACAGUCCCCCCAGCGGGGCUUCACCUGAGCUCACGAUUGGGUGACCGCAAGCCACACCUGCAUAAAGAAGAUGGCGACGCAAACAUUCAGUGCUUUUGCUGAGAGGAACAGACUUGCUAGCAGCUCUGGCUGUAUGCUCCUCAUCGCUUUUGCCCCGGAGGGAACUCGUCGUGCCCCUGGCUGCUCGGUAGGUUGCUGUUCCUCUGCACUCGCGUUUCUUGUCCUGGAUUGCGUUCGGAUCUUAACGCAUUCUAUUUGUUUCAGCUUGGGCUAAUUGAUUGCCAUCUGCGCAGCUGUAUGGCUCCAUCUCUUCCCCUCCGACACGCUUGCUGACCCUUGUCCAGGUGAGUUUCUAAUGCUCACUGGCGUGUGCACUUCACUUUUCCUGGGGGCAACAUGCUGACAUUAUUCUCGGUUCACAGCAUCCAUCACGAGACGAUUCGGUAAGCGAAGUCUCUCCACCUUGGCAGCGUGUGCCUCUCUGGACGGCGUGUGCCGGCUACAUCGGUAGGUUCUCCUUCUCAUACCCUUCUAACUGUCUUAGUUAGGCGCGUUAUGUAAAUACAAAUAGGCGCUUUAAGUAAAUGCAUUUAUUUUGUAUUCUCCAUUAGGGCCCGUGGGGCUUCCAACCAUUACGGUCAGAGUUGCCGCUUUGUCCUCCCCUGUUCUGCUCCUCCUGUCCGCUCACGGUGACUGUCGCUCUGCUGCAAUAUUGUUGCUUGCUGUCGCUCUGCUGCAAUACCGCUGCUUGCUGCUCGCUCUGCUGCUUGGGUGUGGGGCUUGCAGGGUGUCUGACGCUGAAGCUCGCUACGCGGUGUCACUUGUCCCGUGAAUUGUUUUGUUUGUCCGUUUGUUAGUCUGUCCAUGUCUGCUUUGGCUGCUUGUGCUACAGUGACUGUGCGCUAACCCCCCCAGUUAAUGGGGUAA